Messenger RNA from Contarinia nasturtii (swede midge), 2465 nucleotides. Its product is annotated as zinc finger protein 16-like. The record is from RefSeq and is a predicted model, not a curated record. Lineage: Eukaryota; Metazoa; Arthropoda; Insecta; Diptera; Cecidomyiidae. The coding region runs from base 364 to 1869 and encodes 501 amino acids. The transcript is spliced from 2 exons.
CUGAACCGUACUUAAUUCGAAUAUCGAAAAAGAGAGAGAAACCAUUGUUCGCAAACGCUCCUCCAUAAAAAAAAACUUUUUUCCCUACAAUCUGUCAAACGAUGUGUAUGUCAAUUGGAUAUAUAAGUGGCUACCAAUAAAAAAAAACACACAAACCAAAAGAGAGUUUAUUGUUUGUGUUUUUCCGUCGUUGUUAAAAACAAUUACUGUUCAUUGUUGAGCAGAUUGUGAAUAAUUUGGAAUAAUCGAUAUUCGUUAAUUUGCGUGCAUUGUUUCCAAGAAUUUGAUCAAGAGCGUUUUGCUGAGUUUACCGUUCACAUUGAACAACAUUUAUUACGAAUUUGGGGCAUUCAAGUGAAAUCGAUGAAAAUGGAAAAUCCAACUGGAACCGGACCCCUUCCAUUGCCACCGCACAGUGCGUAUGCAGCUGCAAAUGAUUUAUCAUUGUUUAAAAAUGAGUUUGGACCAUCAAAUGCGGCCGAAUUGCCGCAAUAUUUUUACAAUGGUUAUAAUCCAGCAAACGGUUGGUUUCAAUCCGAUAAUAAUCAACAAUCGGCGACAAAUCAAGAUAUGACAAACUGUCGUAAACCAAAUAAUUCACAAUACGAAGAUGAGUUCAACGCAUUGAAACGGUCAUUCAAUGAACCGAUGUUUGUCAUCAAUGAUACGCCCGAAGUGAGACAAUUGUCACAAUAUUUGGCCGAAAGUUAUCCAAUUGAAAAACGAAAUGGCCAAUACAAGUGUCCAUUGUGUGAAAAACUAUUUAACGGUUCGGCAUUGGCACGUCGUCACGUUUACACACAUUCAGUUGAUAAAGUGUUUGCAUGCGGUAGUUGUCAAAGAAAAUUCUCACAUGCUCGCCAUCUUCGCGAUCAUAUUCGAUGUAAACAUGGCAAUCCGGCCAAUCUACCCGAACGGCCGGUGAAUCGUUCAAAUAGCAGCCGUUCGUAUGACAUCUCAAAUGUAUCGCACAUUGGUAAUCAUUUUAUGAAUGUGUCAAGUGGCCAUUCAAUGGUGUUGACUGGUGAAGCUGGAAGUACGGCAUUUCAACAGGAAUUCGAAGCACUUCAAGCAUUAUAUAAAGACAACAAGGCAAUCAUUGUAAAUGAUUUACCCGAAAUACGUGAAAUCUCACAAUAUCUUAUGCCGAAUUAUGAAUUCUCCAAGAUAAACGAUCAAGUAAUGUGCCCCUUGUGCGAUGGUUUAUUUAACAGUAAAUCAACGGUUCGUCGACAUUUGACCAAUCAUUUGAAGGUGAAAAUGUUCCGUUGCGGGCAAUGUGAACGUGAAUUUCGGCAUGCACGUCAUUUGAAUGAGCACAUCAAGAGCAAACAUCAUUCGAAUUUUUACGAAGGCAGUAGCUCAAGUGCCGAUCACAAAGCCGGCAGAAGUAAAUCGAUUGCCGUCAAAUCCGAACCGUAUGAUACAAAUAAAAAAGUCGAAUGCUACAUUUGUCACACGAAAUUCAAGCGUCGAAGCAAUAUUAAAACGGCGGCCGGAUCAUAUGGCGAUGUGAAUUGUUGUAAUGCAUGCAAUAAAAAUAUUUCACGGCGUCCAACAAUGGCAAAUGUUCGAAUACCGAUUGUCGAUGAUAAAAAUGUACGUCAUAUGUCGAAACAUGAUAAUGAACCAAAGUAUAAGUGUGACAUAUGCAAUGAAACAUUCAAUCGAACCGAUAAAUUAUUGAAUCAUCGACGCACACACAAAGAACCGAUGAAAUUCUACUGCAAAUUCUGCAAUCUUGGAUUCAUGGAUCAAAAAUCGUAUGCCACACAUGAAAUGCAACACACAAAACCACCGUAUGAUGAUCGAAGGAAACCAGAAAUACCAAACCCAAUUCAUAUGGCUAUGGGCAUGCCCAUCCAGUAAUUUUACUAGUUUUGUUUAUUUCUAUUAUUCGGACUGAAAUGAGAGAGAGAGAGAGAGAGAAACGACAACAGUAACAAUAACAAUUAUUACAAAAAAAAAACAACAAAAACAACAGCAACAUAAACGAAACACAAGAAGAAGAGAUAAAAACGAUCAAAUCGUACAUUAGAUUGAGGUUCAUUUAUCCAGUUAUAUUUAUACACAACUUUUUUUUCGAAUCCCAUGACGUAUUUUGUAGCACAUUACCCCCAAAUUUAAUUAAUUAAUAUUUGACUACUUAAACGUGUAGUAGGAAUAGCAUCUCAGAACGCAGAAACUGCAAACGAAGAGAAAAAAAGAGAUGAAAAAAAAGCAAAGAGGAAAAAACAUCAGGAACAAAAAAAAACAUAAACUCUAGAGUUAAAAACUGACUUAAGGAUUUAGAAUCUGUUCGUAAAAUUAAUCCACAUUUUUUUCACCGACACAAACACACAAUUUUAGCAAUUAUUAUGAAAAUAAUUUGCAUUCAUUUUCAAGCGCAUAUAUUUAUAAAUUAAGCACCCACAUUACUAGAUCUUAGCUUCCAAGGGAAACAAUCGAAACAAAAAAAAAAAAAA